GGCCGGCAUGUCGAUUGUCGAGCGGAAGUUGUUGGGGGAGGGUUUGUGUCACAACAGGAAGAAGAGACCCGCGUAUUCACAUUUUCUAACGUUUUUUUUUUUUAAACAAACCGUAAUUACUUCCAUAUUAUGUUGAAGCGGAAAGAAAAACAAUCGGCCCAAAGUGAACCUUUCAGAGUAUUUUAGACAAAAAUAUCGACCCCCAGCCGUGAAGAAGGCCGGGUUCAAAGUUCACAGGAAGCAGGGGGGCUGCCAUCUUUAGCCUGCUGUAACGCUAGCAUUUAAACGUUAAGGAGCGCGGCGCUUUGUAGCUAGCUUAUCGGUUACCGACUGCUCGCCUCGACUCGCUACCGUCCUUUCUCCCGCCGCGGUCGCUCACGACACUUCGCCGGUGGAUGAAUUCGGCAUGGAGAAAGCAGCGGAGCCGUCUUGGACUUCUUCGUACACAUAUCAGGUGAGCAAGCACAGCGCCGAGAUGCUACACAACCUCAACGUCCAGAGGAAAGAUGGAGGCAGGUUUUGCGACGUGAUCCUGCGCGUGGGCGAGGAGAGCUUCCCCGCUCACAAGGCGGUGCUGGCGGCGUGCAGCGAGUACUUCGAGUCGGUCUUCGGCGGCGGCAACGCCAGGGAGCUGGAGAUGCACACAAUCAGCCCGAAAGUUUUUAAAGACAUCUUAGACUUCGCGUACACGUCGAGGAUUGUGGUGCGACUGGAGAGCUUCCCUGAACUCAUGACGGCUGCCAAGUUUCUGCUGAUGCGCUCCGUCAUCGAGAUCUGCCAGGAGGUCAUCAAACAAUCCAAUGUGCAGAUCCUCGUCCCGGCAUCAAGGGGAGGGAACGCCAGCCUCUUCCAGGCCGUUGGAUCCACGGAGCUGGGCUUCACGGUGGCCCAGCAGGAGGACUUGGUGAACGGGCAGAGCUUCGCCAACAAUGGCCCGGUUGAUGGGGGUGCGCUCUUGGAGGACGCCGCGGAGGGAUCGAUGCAUAUCCUCCAGCAAGUGGACGAAGUACCGACCGAAGCAACGGGGGGCUCCUUUCAUCACGGCACCAAGCGGGGCAGGGGGAGACCCAAGAAAGCAGGCGGGUCAGAAGAGUCCGUCCACUUGAACUACAACACGCAGAAAGACAUUGUCCUCUUUCCGUGCGGGGCUUGUGGCAAAGCUUUCACCGAAGCCUCCCGUCUGAAGAACCACGAAGCCCAACACGGAGCGACCAUCGGUGGUCGCUCGACGCCCGGCAACAUGGCGCUGCUGGACCGGGAGAAUGGGGAGCAUUUCCCCGGAGAGCUGACGCUCGACAGCGGUCGCAAGAGGGAGAGGACGCGGCGGCACGUGGGCUGUGACAUUUGCGGUAAAGUCUUCCGCGACGUUUACCACCUGAACCGACAUAAGCUGUCGCACUCCGGGGAGAAGCCCUACGCCUGUCAUGUGUGCGGACUCCGCUUCAAACGCAAAGACAGGAUGUCUUAUCAUGUGCGCUCCCACGACGGCUCUGUGGGAAAGCCCUACGUGUGUCAAAGUUGCGGCAAAGGCUUUUCCAGACCAGACCACCUUAACGGGCAUAUCAAGCAAGUCCACACAACAGAGAGACCCCACAAGUGCCAGAUUUGUAAUGCCUCUUUUGCAACAAGAGAUCGCCUCAGGUCACACCUCGCAUGUCACGAGGACAAAAUUCCCUGCAAAGUUUGCGGCAAGUUCCUCCGAGCGGCCUACAUGACAGACCACCUCAAGAAACACAGCGAAGGAACGCACAACUACUGCGGAAUUUGCAACAAAGGUUUCUCCACUGCCUCCUACCUUAAGGUGCAUACGAAAACACAUCAUGGCUCUCCACUGCCCCCCUCUGCCACAUUGCACACCUUCCCUGAGCCAAGCGGGGAACUUCAGAUGCAAAACGGCACCCCUUACCACAUGGGACGCCAGUGCUCAGUGGAAGACGCCAGUCGACAGCUGGUAUUCUCCUCGCCUGAGGCGGGGGCUCACUUUCACGGACAUCCACUCCUCCCCCAGCCUUGCCCUCCAGCCUUGGGCCAGCAGCCCGAACUGUUUGUAGGGAGGCCAGGCGGGGCUCCGUAUUUCUGGCAGUGUCGCUCUGGUGGGGUGCCUGCUUUUCCCGUCCACGGGCCUGCUGCAGACGGGCAGGAAAAUGCCGGCAAGUGUCCUCAUCUGGAUUCGGAAGAAUCAGAUCCUUCAUUCGGGGACCUGUCCAACAGUGAAGAACUGAAAUCCCCAGACAAGUCUGACAGGCCGGAGUUGGACAUGCCCUCGCCGGCCUGCAACGGAACAUCUUCGGAGGGCCUGGGCUCUCCGGAGGGUCCCAAAGCCAAGACGGACCCCGAGAAGAAGUUCACCUGCGCCAUUUGUGGUCAGGCCUUCCGCACCAAGUCCUACCUCAAAAAACACCAGCACAGAGUACACAAAACCCCGAAGGCUCAGGCGGGCUCAGGGUCCAGUUUAAGCGACCUGGCCCCCUUCUCGCCUCAGCAGAGCAUGUCUCUGCUUGAGUCCUUCGGCUUCCAGAUAGUACAGUCGGCUUUCGCCUCGUCACUGGUAGACGUGGAAGCGGGUCAAAGCGGAGUGCACUUUGGAGGGAAGUGAGGCGCCCGGUCUGCCGUGUUCAGGACAAAGCCAGGUUGUGCUGUCUUUGCCUCAAGACUACUUCUCUUGCUCAAUGUGUGCAUUUUUGUCAGACUGCCAUAUGAUUCCUACUUUUUCUACUUUUUCAGAGUAUGGAAAGUGCAUACACGCUGUAGUAAUUCUCUUUAUACAGAAAGAAGAAGACAUGGAGCAUACGAUGAGACUUCAGUUGUUUUUGUUAUUAUUUGACUUUCACAUAUUCCUGCACAUGUGACGAGUACACGUAUGCGUCCGUUACUGUUGCGCCAAUCGUCUUGGCCAUCAGGACAGUGGGCGGGGCUUGAUUUAUUUAUGUUACUUCCACCGACAGGACGCUUUAAACGUUUUGAAUGCAAGCAAACACCUUUCACAUUUUGCUUUAGUCACUAAAGAAGUGCAAGCAACCGACAGACGAAAGUUAAGAGGCACUUUUUUUUCUUUUUCUUUUUUACUUUUCCAGCACAUUCUGGAGACAUGCUUGUCAGAAUCAUCAAUCAUCGAUUCUUUGUUCAUAGUUGCGAUGGAGAGAAUAGCCGACGAUCAGCGUGAACGCAAACAUUUUUAAUUUUCCUAUUGGCAAUGCUGUUCCCUAAACAUUGACAAUGUUCCCUAUCCAUGCUUGACCUAAAUCAUGAUAUUGUUCCCCAUCCUUGUGUUUUCAAACGAUGACAAUGUUCCCCAUCCCUGCACGUUCCCCAAACGAGGACCACGAUCAGCUUGAUGAUCAGGAUAUAUUUUAUGAAUGUAGAUUCUAUUUUAUUAACUUAUUCAUGCCCCUGCUCUUGGGUGCACUUUUGUUUGUGUAAAUUUCCAAGUUUUUGUCCAUUUUGAAGCUCUUGUUCUAAGUUAUGUUUAGGAAUGUGUGUGUGUGAGGUUGUUGAGCCCCUUUCACACAGAAAUGCUGCAAAAUCGGUCCUCUAACCAUUAACCCGGCAUUUAUUCACCUGUGGCUUUUUAUGCAGAACACACGAAAAUCGUCCAUUCGACGCUGCCAGGCUUCGGUCCCUCUUUUUGCCGUUACAGAAUAAGUUAAGACAAAGUCUGAUGGCGGCAGAAAAGUGGGACCACGGUGAGACUUUCCCACACCUGCUCUUGCUGUUACGGCUAUAUUGCGGUACCUCAAUUUAAUUUUGUAUGGCGUUCCAAAAGGUCAGACGAAAACGGAAUCUUUCAAAAACUAAAGCAAUUUUCCUCAUAAGAAAUGACGUAAACUAGAAAAGCACUCAGAGCGCAGACCUCCGCCAGGCCCGAUCUCCCACAAAGAAGUACUGAGCAAAAUUAGCGACCAUCUUGUAAUGCUACGAUCCGCCCGCUCUUUUGGACUUUUUACUUUUACCUUUUUGAAGAUUUCUGUUGGCGGGGAUGGCAAUAAGCAGAGCAGGGGAGAAGGGAAGGAGAGGUCCAUGCAAAUGACUCAUUUUGUAAUUUGCUACAAGUACCUAAUUAAAGUCACUAGUGUUUCUCACCUUCUUUAUCAAAGUCCUGGCACUCGCAACUGUCUUUGCCCCACGGUAGAAUAUUUGCAAUCGCAUUCAGUUUGAAAAAAAAAAGACGAAUACUUAAGUCACCAAUGUGAGGGAUUAUUUGUUUGGGAACUUCAUUCCACAGGCAAACGGACUAGUUUGUUAUAUAUACAAUAACCGAGAUAGUAUACGGAAAAUGGUGCAGAAUUUUCGCCAGAAACAUCGAAUCCUACAAUAGGUGUAGCAUACGAAGGUACCUCCAUAGACCGUUUUGACGGGUUCUGUCAGAGCUGCUGUUAGGGCUAUUUUGGGCGUGUCUGCAUGAAAGGGGCAGUGAUAAGAAAAGGGAUGUAAUCCAAGGGACCAAUCAUAGACUCACGUUAGCUACCUGUGUGACAUUCCCCUGAAGAUGAAAUAAAGAGUGUUUUCUACUGUA
Molecule: messenger RNA, 4513 nt
Organism: Entelurus aequoreus (snake pipefish)
Lineage: Eukaryota; Metazoa; Chordata; Actinopteri; Syngnathiformes; Syngnathidae
Product: POZ-, AT hook-, and zinc finger-containing protein 1-like
Exons: 6
Coding region: 407-2596 (729 amino acids)
Biological process (GO): regulation of immune system process; negative regulation of transcription by RNA polymerase II; regulation of cytokine production
Cellular component (GO): nucleus
Molecular function (GO): protein binding; RNA polymerase II cis-regulatory region sequence-specific DNA binding; DNA-binding transcription factor activity, RNA polymerase II-specific
Source: RefSeq, a predicted model, not a curated record